This is a messenger RNA of Osmerus eperlanus (European smelt), 1461 nucleotides long. It is a transcript of the gene lyrm9, whose product is annotated as LYR motif containing 9. The transcript has 5 exons. NCBI's taxonomy places the organism in Eukaryota, Metazoa, Chordata, Actinopteri, Osmeriformes, Osmeridae. The record is from RefSeq and is a predicted model, not a curated record. The coding region runs from base 625 to 861 and encodes 78 amino acids.
UUCAUGUUAUAUUGUUUUGCAUUGUUUAAAAAUACAUCUGCUAUGCAACCAAUAUAUUAUGCGAUUAACCUUAUGCUACAGCUACGUUAUCCAAUGAAAGGGGCGACAGAAACUGAGCUUUGAAGAUAGGAGGGACUGUUUGCCUGGAAAACGGCAAAACUAGGCUAGCAGCUACUUCUCUGAUUAUAGAUGUUAUCUACGAAGAUUGUUAUGAUAAUUUGUGUAAAACAGGACGUAAACGUUGAAUAACGUUGUGUAGGCUAUCUUAAAAACCCGAUCGUCCAAAGUGAAGAUACGAAGUAUAGCCAUCGAAACCAGAAUAACAUGUAGCCUAGUCUACGUUUUAACCUUCCUUUUUUCAGUAGAAAUUAUUUGUAAAGUAACUAAUAUUUUCUACGCCUUUACCUUCAUAACUAUAGAAAUGAGAAAAGAAAUAGGCCUUAGCUUUGUUUACAUUUCGUACUUGUGAACCCCCUCCCCUCCCGCCAUGCGUACCUGCGGCACAACACCACUGCACUGUGGCAAAGCGAAAGUUAGGAUACUGUCCUUGUGGGACCCGAAAUGUUCGAAGCCAAAUCGAAUUGUUUUUGUUAGAACCCUGGAAAUAGUCAUCACAUCUGGAAAAUGUCCCCGUUACAAGGAGCUCAGAUGGUCCAAACCCCAAUUCAGCUCUAUCGCUACCUUCUUAGAUGCUGUAAGUUAUUGCCAAAAACAGCAAUGCAACAACAUUAUCGACAUGCGAUAAGACAGGGUUACAAUAGUCAUGUUGAUGAAGACGACCAUGAGAGGAUUCAACUUAUAAUUCAAAGAGCUAUAGCUGAUGCAGACUGGAUUCUAGAUAAAUACACAAAGAAGAAAUGAGGUCAUGAAUCUUCAAGAUAAGAAGUUUUUGGAUCGUCCUCCGUGUGAGACCUUAACCCAUCUUAAACCCUUGUGCAUCCCUUGUGUGUCAUUGAACCUUCGGGUCAUUGUGACCCAUCGUCGUGUUGCGACAACUUUACCUCAUACAAAAAUUAGAUGAAGCAUUUUCUUUUAACCUUCGCUCUGUCUCAGACCCCCCACAGCGCGAAGGUUAAAAGAAAAUGCUUCACUUUAUUUUUGAAUUAGGUAAAGUUGUUGCAACAUGACGGUGGGUAAUAAGAUAUAAGAUAAGAUAUAUAAUAAGAUAAUGAAUGACGAGUUUAAAGGAUUUUGUGUUGAGAACAUAAUUUAUUUAUACAAACAACCUACGUUCUUCUAUUCUCUUAAUAAAAAAAUAACAAUGUGAAACAGAUGCCUAAUGAAGCUAAUUGUCCUACCAAUGUUUACAAUUUCACGAUGGCCGUAAUGCCCCCGUAUUCAUAUAAGUCUGAAAGUUGUAGGUAGCCUAUGUGGAGUAAAAAAUUAUGUUAAUGUGGUGCGUCUUUAAAUGUAACCUUUAUAAUCAGGGACAUUUUCAGACAAGCGUCAAUAAACACUAUA